UACUAAAAAUGUUAAUUCUUAUAAUAAUUUGUAUGCAAUGUUUACUACAUAUUCGCUUGUUACUUUCGGUUGACUUUUCGCAAAGGGUCUCUCCCUUUCUUGGGAUUGUGCUCAAGAUCAUGCUUAUUAUUCUCAGCUGAAUCCUGUGUUUUCAUUGAAGGGUUAAAAAAAUGGUUUUCUGUAUGCGAUUAUGGUCGUCUGGUGAUGCACAAGAAACCCAAUCUGGUGAAAAUUAUGUUACCGCCCAUUCACAUUUUGAUCAGGGACCGCCGGGGGCUGCAUCCACUUCUCGAAGUGUAGAUUAUAUAAGCUCGGGUGUCCCGAAUCUGAAUGGGAGAUCCACCACUCUUCGGGAAUUCAAACUUGCUGAGCUUAAUGAAGCCACUAAAAACUUUGACCAGUCUACCAAGAUUGGGCAGGGUGGAUUUGGGAGUGUACAUUUGGGGGUGAUUAAGGGGUCAGAGCCCCCGUUUGAUUAUAUUCAAGUGGCUGUGAAGCGCGGUAAAAAUGAUCCGAAUGUACCGAGGCAAUGGCAGACAGAAGUGGAUUGUCUUGGGAAGAUUCAACAUCCGAACCUUGUGAAGCUAAUCGGCUACUGUUAUGAACAACACGGAAAUGAAAGCCACCGGCUUUUGGUGUAUGAAUACAUGGCUAACGGAAGCUUAGAUCAUCAUUUAUCGGGCAAGUCAAAGCAACAUAUCUCUUGGCCCGUGAGACUAAAUAUAGCCCGCGAUGCUGCUAUUUGUUUAAAAUACCUACAUGAGGGAAUGCGAGACAACCAGAUCAUAUUUAGGGAUUUUAAACCCUCGAAUGUUCUUCUUGACGAGAACUGGAAUGCGAAGCUUUCCGAUUGCGGCUUUGUUAGGGAAGGUCCUCAAGAAGGACGGUCUCAUGUCUCGACAUUGGUAGUAGGAACUACGGGAUAUGCAGCCCCUGAAUACAUUCAAACGGGGCGCCUAACAUACAAGAUCGACGUAUGGAGUUAUGGCAUCUUUCUUCAGCAACUGAUCACGGGUCGACCUCCAGCUGUCCAAAAAAACUCCGAAAUAAAAUCUAAAUGCACGGGAUGGGUAUGCUGCUGCACGUGUGCAGGAAAGCCAAACACAACAGUUGACCCGAAGCUUGGAAACGAGUAUUCUGAAAGAUCAAUGCAAAAGAUAUCUUUUGUUGCUGAAAAAUGCUUGGUCAGGGAUCCAAACUUAAGGCCAACGAUGAGUGAGGUACUGGUAAUGGUGACCGAGGCUAUAGCAUUGCAGACUCAGCAACCUCUGUAGAUUUUUUUAUUUAAAUGAAUUUAUUUUUAAAACGUUAUAAGUUUUCAAUUGGACUCUCGAUACUUUCCUUUGCAUAGUCGUGGUGCUAAGGUUGUGUCGACUAUUUUUUGACUUGUCAAAACCGGGCUUGUUGUGUGUAUCUAUAGAAAUUGUGGUUUUUUUUUUUUUUUUUUUUUUUUUUUGACAUUUGUAAAGAAUGUGUAGUUUUGAGUUUGAAGGCUUUACUUUAAAGCUUAUACAUA
Helianthus annuus (common sunflower) is the source of this 1516-nucleotide messenger RNA. Its product is annotated as serine/threonine-protein kinase PCRK2. NCBI's taxonomy places the organism in Eukaryota, Viridiplantae, Streptophyta, Magnoliopsida, Asterales, Asteraceae. Gene Ontology annotation, molecular function: protein kinase activity; ATP binding. Gene Ontology annotation, biological process: protein phosphorylation. Bases 171 to 1274 code for a protein of 367 amino acids. The record is from RefSeq and is a predicted model, not a curated record. The transcript has 5 exons.